This is a messenger RNA of Lagenorhynchus albirostris (white-beaked dolphin), 1211 nucleotides long. It is a transcript of the gene ABHD14B, whose product is annotated as abhydrolase domain containing 14B. The record is from RefSeq and is a predicted model, not a curated record. Gene Ontology annotation, cellular component: cytoplasm. Lineage: Eukaryota; Metazoa; Chordata; Mammalia; Artiodactyla; Delphinidae. The coding region runs from base 1 to 939 and encodes 312 amino acids. The transcript is spliced from 4 exons.
AUGCAUGUGGAGCAGGUCGCUGAGGUUUUCGGGGCGGGACCCUGUCCGGUGCUUGGGGCACGUGGGGCCGAGGGGCGUGGGGAAACUGAGACAGCUGUGAGAAGGAUGGGUCUAGCAGCACCCGUCGGCCCUGGGACGGCUUGCGGCCACAAGCGGGCGCCCCGGAGCACGGCCCGGCCCACGCCCUCCGGCGGGCCACAUCCCUGCUUCCCCGCCCCGGGCCCCAGUCGCCGCCUGCACUCGCCUGCCUCCUAUUUGCGAGAGCCCACGCAGCUCCCCAGGUGCUUCACCAGCACAGCAGGAGGUAUGGCGGGCGUGGAGCAGCACGAGGGCACCAUCCAGGUGCAGGGCCAGAGCCUCUUUUUCCGAGAGGCUCACCCGGGCAGUGGGCAGGCCACCCGCUUCUCCGUGCUGCUGUUGCAUGGCAUACGCUUCUCCUCCGAGACCUGGCAGAACCUGGGCACGCUGCACAGGCUGGCCCAGGCUGGCUACUGGGCUGUGGCCAUUGACCUGCCAGGUCUGGGGCGAUCCAAGGAAGCAACAGCCCCUGCCCCUGUUGGGGAGCUGGUCCCCAGCAGCUUUCUGGCAACUGUGGUGGAUGCCUUGGAUAUGGGCCCCCCAGUCGUGAUCAGCCCAUCGUUGAGUGGCAUGUACUCCCUGCCCUUCCUCGUGGCCCCAGGCUCCCAGAUCCGGGGCUAUGUGCCAGUGGCCCCCAUCUGCACUGACAAAAUCAAUGCUGCCGACUAUGCCAGAGUGAAGACCUCGGUUCUUAUCGUGUAUGGAGACCAGGACCCCAUGGGUCAGACCAGCUUUGAGCACCUGAAGCAGCUGCCCAACCACCGGGUGUUAGUCAUGGAGGGGGCAGGGCACCCCUGUUACCUUGACAAACCUGAGGAGUGGCAUACAGGGCUGCUGGAUUUCCUGCAGGAGCUAGCAUGAGGCGCAGCCCUGCUGAUGGGGGUGGGCCACUUGCCUGCCUUGGGCUCUCUCUCACUCAUUCUCUCUCCUUCCCUUCGUGGGCUCCUGCUCAUCCUGCACAUCCAACAGGUGUGUCUUUCUAUCUGAGUUCUUUUAGGGUCUGUCUUUUCCUCUUCUUUCUCUUGCAGUGACAGACUGAAGAGGUGAAAUCAAGAGGAAAAAAUUCAGGAAUCAAGGGACAUAAUCUGGUGGAGGGUAAUCCAUUAGAUGAGCUUCUCCUAUAGGCUUUCCUG